AUCGGGGAAAGCAGGAAAAGGGCUCCACCAUGCGAACGAAAAGCACGAUUAGGCGUCUAAAUAUGUAUCGGAACUUUAAAGCUAAGCGUGAUAAAAAGGGUCACAUAGUUCGUGCCGCGCCAUUCCAGUCUACCGUGGCGUCGGGGUCAGUUUCUCGUGUUGAACCAAAUCGUCGUUGGUUUGCAUUCAAAGAAGCGAUGAAGAUUAGGAACCCCUAUGAAAUCAUGCUACGCCAAACGCGACUUCCUAUCUCGUUAUUAGAUGAGAAGAAAAUGAGGAAGAAACCAGACAUUCUGGCCGCCGAAAGUUUUGCAUAUGUCUUCGGUAAAAAGGCUAGGCGCAAGCGGCCCCGUCUUAAUUGUGAUGAUCUUGAUGUGAGUCUUCUGCUCGUCAUUUGUUUUCAAAUGACUUGUUUGAAACACCCUCCUUUUCGUUUAAAGUCUCUGGUUCGCGAAGCAGAAGCGAAUCGUAAAAGCUACCUCAAGGAGAAAGAUGGUAGCCUCCAGCAUGACAACAAUGGAGUACGUGAUCUGGUCAGUGACCCUCAUUUCAAAGCGGGAAGCUCCAAACGCCUCUGGAACGAACUCUUCAAGGUUAUCGAUUCUUCUGACGUAGUUCUUUACGUGCUUGACGCUCGCGAUCCUAUGGGCACUCGAUCGAGAUACAUAGAGCAGUACAUGAAGAAGGAGAAACCCAAUAAACACCUUAUUUUUGUGAUUAACAAGGUAGAUCUCGUACCUGUUUGGAUUACGAAACGUUGGAAAACCAUACUCUCUGCAGAGUAU
Messenger RNA from Hydatigera taeniaeformis, 785 nucleotides. The record is from the annotation of a GenBank genome assembly. NCBI's taxonomy places the organism in Eukaryota, Metazoa, Platyhelminthes, Cestoda, Cyclophyllidea, Taeniidae.